This is a messenger RNA of Penicillium brasilianum, 2113 nucleotides long. Lineage: Eukaryota; Fungi; Ascomycota; Eurotiomycetes; Eurotiales; Aspergillaceae. The record is from the annotation of a GenBank genome assembly.
CUCAUAGCUAAAUGUACAAAAUGCUCUUUCUCAAGUUUAUUUCUGCCAUUGUAUUGUUUGUUCUCCCAUGCAUCAUAUCCGUCUGUCAACACAUUUCCCAAAGGGGAUAAAGUGGCCCGCGUCUCGUCCCGCGUUUUACUGCGCACUUUGGCCCUUGCGGCCUCCGCGCAUCUUACUCGCCCUCCACCUUGCAUCCUCAGUCGCCCAUACCCAUUACACGUCACUCGUUUCGCAUCGCGCCAUGGAAUUCAUCCACUCAUAGCGCUUGUCAUCCUAAAUUUGAUCCUUGACGCGCCCACGAACACUUUCUUUCCUCCGACAAUGCAGCACUCCCAGUUGGCUCCGCUGCCAACUAACGUGCCUUUUCGCAUCGUCUCCAAAACAAUCGGCCAGGGCGCGUAUGCUUGUAUUAAAAAGGCCGCCCCCCUCGACGCGGACAAUCCCAUCUUCGCCGUCAAGUACAUCCACAAAGACUACGCUGCACGCCAUGGUAAGAUCAGUGCCAGGCAACUCUCGCUCGAGGUAACGGUACACCGGCACGUCACUGGUCACAAUAACAUCAUCAGUUUUUACCAAACUGGUGAAGAUGAUGUUUGGCGUUGGAUCGCGAUGGAGUUGGCCGAGGGUGGGGAUCUGUUCGACAAGAUCGAGGCGGACGAGGGUGUAGGAGAGGAUAUCGCUCACGUCUAUUUCUCGCAACUGAUCAGUGCCGUGAGCUUCAUGCAUUCAAAGGGCGUGGGUCAUCGUGACAUCAAGCCCGAGAACAUGCUCUUGACCAGUGAUGGAAAUCUGAAGAUUGCCGAUUUUGGUCUAGCAGCGCUGUUCGAAUACAAGGGGACGAGGAAGCUCUCCACCACUUUCUGUGGCAGUCCACCUUAUAUCGCCCCCGAGGUGAUUACCUGCAGCACCCGGGGUCAGAACAAGGGAUCAGGCUACCAUCCAGAUUUGGUCGAUAUUUGGUCAUGCGGCAUUGUCCUCUUCGUCCUUCUCGCCGGUAAUACCCCAUGGGACAGCCCAACGGACGAUAGUUACGAAUUCCACGAAUAUCUCACUACAAAUGCACGACCCACUGAUGAACUGUGGCAGAAGCUGCCCUUUGCAACUUUAUCCCUGCUCCGCGGCAUGUUGACGGUCGAUCCCAAGUGUCGCUUCUCGUUGGAAGAUGUGAGAAGACACCCCUGGUAUACUCGAUCGAACAAAUACCUAUCACGAGACGGGACAAAAUUAAAGGAUCCUAUCAAUCUUGCCACGUCAAUGUUCGAGUCACUGCACAUCGACUUGAGCCAAGAUCCUCUAUCUCAGAAACGGCCGGGGGCCAGCCGAAGUGACCCAAUGGAUGUGGAUAUGCUAAACCAGGGGAUCAAUCUAUCCGAAGGCAUGUCUUCCACCCAGCCCGAGAUGGCGGGUGGUAACAUGGUGAUGGAUUGGCACACGCCACACCUAGCGGGAGAGUACUACUCUACACAGCCCGCAGACAAGCCAUUUUCAUCCCAAGAACUGGAGAUGUCGGCCCAUCUGGAAGACGAACCUUCCAUGUCACAAUUCUCUCAGAAGCCUUCUGUGCCCCUGAGCCGGACUCAGAAUGCCAAGGUAUUCCAAGAUAUCAUUCCACCUCGCUCACUGACGCGCUUCUAUUCUGCAUGGGAGCUGAAAUUAUUGGUCCCAUUGAUCUGUGAAGCUCUUCACCGACUCGGGGUACCUGUUCCGUCAGUCCCUGCUGUGACCGCUGGAGAUACUUCUGCUAUGAUUCGGGUGAUUGCCAAAGACGGUAGAAUGUGUUCACUCCAAGGCAAGGUCCACAUCGAGUGUGUCUCCGAGGGCCUUUUCGAAGUCGAGUUUGUCAAAAUCAAGGGUGAUCCCUUGGAGUGGCGUCGUUUCUUCAAGAAAGUGGCUAUUCUUUGUAAGGACGCCGUUUUCAAGCCGGACGAAUGAAGGUGACCCUCAAGAUAUGUUAGACGGUCUUCUAUCGUUUAUUUUCUUUCUACUCCACCUUAUGUUUACUUUGGAUCUACGAUUUACGAUGGGGCGAGCUGGCGUUUGAUGAUGGACUAUUAGAACAACAAGUUGCUACUCCAACGUCUAUAUAUAGCAUAAUCAGACACGUUUUAUGGCU